This is a messenger RNA of Cinclus cinclus, 876 nucleotides long. It is a transcript of the gene PEBP4, whose product is annotated as phosphatidylethanolamine binding protein 4. The transcript is spliced from 6 exons. The coding region runs from base 1 to 609 and encodes 202 amino acids. The record is from RefSeq and is a predicted model, not a curated record. Lineage: Eukaryota; Metazoa; Chordata; Aves; Passeriformes; Cinclidae.
AUGAAGCUGCUGGGGGCUGUGCUGGUGACACUCACCCUGCUCCUCCCCGGAGCCUGGGGCAGCGAGGAGACCCGGACCUGCAUUUUCCAGACCCUCGGCGAGACCGACCGGGAAUUCUGCAGAGGGGGAUUGGAAGUGAUUUACCCCGAGGUGGGUGACGUGAGCUGCUCCUACAUCCCCAAGUGCCACGGCUACCGCCAGCGCCUGAGCCGCGCGUGGGGCGAGCCCCGCGUCCGAUUCCCCUGGGCCCGGAAGAACGAGAAAUACGUCCUGGUGAUGGUGGAUCCCGACUCUCCCAACAGAGCCAACCCCAAGUACCAGUUCUGGAGGCACUGGAUGGUCACCGACAUCCUGGGUUCGGAUCUGAGGGUUGGGAAGAUCAAAGGGAAGGUCCUGACAAGUUACAGCCGGCCCAAGCCCCCGCGCUACAGCGGCUACCACCGCUACCAGUUCCGCCUGUACCUGCAGCCGGAACACGAGACCAUCGCCCUGAGCGACGAGGAGAAGGACUCGCUGGGCACCUGGGACUUGAAGGAGUUCGUGGAGGAUUUUAAUCUGGGCCACCCUGUGGCUUCCACCCAGUUCCUCACCAAAAACUACAAGGAUUAACUCCGGCCAUCCCUUCCUUGUCCUGCGCAUCUCCACACCACAGAGCCACCUCUGCCCAGAGCAGAGGGGACCUCAGGACCCACGGAGGAUGAACCCACCCUGUUCCCAGCCCACAGCCACAGCAUCAACCCCAAACCCCUCCCUUCCCAAAGCCAAGUUCUCUCUCCCUGUGGGGAACGUGCCAAGAGGUGUCCCAGCUCGCCUGGGUAUCCCAGGAAUUCUGGCAUCACCCCUUAUCCUCCCUUCAGUCCCUUUUCUGGCUUGACC